Messenger RNA from Acaulospora colombiana, 2169 nucleotides. The record is from the annotation of a GenBank genome assembly. Lineage: Eukaryota; Fungi; Glomeromycota; Glomeromycetes; Diversisporales; Acaulosporaceae.
AUGGGUCACUUUAAACCCGUAAUAAAAGUACAGACCAAAACUCCAAUACCAUCAUCCACUAAUAAUACUUCACCACCAACUCCACCGGAUACCACAAAUAACACGCCAGAUGCACAUACACAUCCAACACCAUCAACUUCUAGUCCGUCUUCAAACAAAGUUCCUGAAAAUAAUGAAAUAAGCAAUCCGAUUCGCGAGUCGAUUUCAGAGGAGCAAGGAUUAGACAAAACAGCCGAAGAUGAUAAAGAUUCAAAGAAGAAUGAUUUGGGGAAAGAAAACAACGAGAAUACUACCUCUACUAUCAAUACCACCAAAACAAUAUUCGUGGGUGAUAUCGAAAAUGGCCGGAGAACAGAUUGCUAUGAUGGUGAAAACACGCAAGAUUCGGAGAUCAUGAGGUCUUCAACUAAUACGACCGAAAAGGUAUUGAAAAAACGUAGAUCUAGAACUGGCAGGCGGAAUAAAAGUGAUGGGGGAAAUGCGGAUGGGAAACAACCUAGUUGUAAAAGGACGAGAGUUUCUAAGGAUAAAAAUGCUCCUAAAAAACCUGGCAAUGCCUGGCAUCAUUUUUUGACAAUUAAAAGAAGAGAGUACAUGAAGGACAAUCCGAGUAUGAAUUAUAUUGAAAUCAAUAAAUUAUUAGGAAAGAGAUGGAGAGGGAUGUCUAACGAGGAAAGAAAGCCGUAUCUUCAAAUUGCAAAAGAUGCGUCAGAAGAGUAUGAAAAAAAAUUAAAGAUAUACAAUGACACGAUUAAGGAGGAUGGUGCCCCUGUCUCCGAGGUUAGCGAAAUUGAUGCACCAUAUGAAAUUGACCCGGUUCCUCAAUAUCCGGAUUUUAGAUCUAUGCUCGGCUCUCCAGUCUCGUUCGGUCCAUUCGGAUCAGAUCUAGAUCUGGCCUUUCCAACGAAUGAAUUGGCGAGCGGAGUCGACGAUCAAAAUGAAGAAAACACCGAUAUUAGCAAAUUGUCAAGAAAUGUAAGCUUUGAACUCCAAUCGCUCAGAGAAAAUAUUCAAACUCAAUGUCCUGUCGAUGAGAAUACGGAUAAAAAUGGAUCUGACCAAUGCGAGUUGAACUCGCAAUCUCCAACUUUAAUGGUCAUUUCACGUCAAAACUCUCAGAUGACGUUAAACGAUCAGGAAAUUUUUUACAACACACAGCAAGAAACGCCUCAUGCGCAGCAAAGAAGCAAUCCCGCGACUUUUCAAUGUGUUCCGCAAAACAUGAACUACCAACAGCCUUCACAUCAAAUGACGUUCUAUCCAACGGCGCAACAAUAUUUUAUGAUCCCUUUUUACCAACCAACACAGCACUUGAUAGAACAACAAACACUCCGAGUGAAUAUGGUACAGCCUGAAGGUCAUUCGUUCUCCGAUCCUACCUCUGUGAUAAGCUGCCAACAUAUUGCAGUACAACCCGAAACUUCUAGACUGGCCUUUAAAGAUAUUACAAAUAAUUUUAAUCAGAAUGUGUCCCUCCAGCAAAUUCAAAACGCGGGUGGUCAAACAAUUGAGAAUCAAUCGGCUCCAAAUGUUCCACCUCCAACACCAAGCAUGACGUGCCAACAGAUUCCGAAUGCAUUUUUUCAGAAUGUAUGCAUUAAACAAGAGCCUUACAAUCUUAGUCACACGAAGAGCCAACAAAAUGGCCAAGCAAUGCCCCAUUCAGUGCUGAAUAUAAAGCAAGAGCGUCAUGUGGAAAUGGCACCAACAACGUCACAACAUACGACAUAUCCACAGCAACUUCCGCAGACAAUGUGGCAACAAACAUUUCCGCAGCCACUGUUUUCUUCUCACUCGGUGAUGGCCCAUCAGUCAAAUCAAUUACCAAUGCUGACUCAACAGAACAUGCCCUCCCAGGACAUGAUGCUUCAGCAAUUAAACCCUCAGAACAUAGUGAUGCAGCAUCCAAUGUUGCAGUCAAACGUACAGGCUGUUCAUCCAAACUUUUCCAUGCAAACGAACGAUAAUAGGCAAAUGUCAAAUCAACAAAAUUUCAUAAAUCUUCAACCAUUUCAAAUGAUUCCUGCGCAACAAACGACCUCCCAACAAACGAAUUACUCGUCAAUUCCUCCGGCAUCCAUGAUGAACCAGCUAACUUAUUUCAACCCGCAAAUGGAUAUGGCGCCGCAGAUUCAAGGAACUUGUCAAAUUGAUCGGUCUGGACGUUGA